AUGAGAACUCGUUUGGAUUUGAGCAAGUUCGUUGGCGAGCAUGUUGGCGAUGUGAAAACAACGAAGUUGCUCAAGGAUACUGGAGCUGUGCCAUGCGUCAAGGCUAACAUUUCCACUCCAUUACUGAGCUUUGAAUCAAGCAAUGAUGUUUGGGGUCGACCUGCCAAUAUUUACAAUAACAAGUACGCACCGGGAGGCUCUACUGGUGGCGACGGCGCGCUGCUCGCUCUCGGCGAAAGAAUUGGAAUUCGCAGCAAUCCUCUGCCAUGGAAGUCCGAGGCUGAACAAGAGAUUCUACAAAAAGGCCGACUCAGAGUCGGAUUCUUCAGGACAGAUGGCGUCGUAAACCUCAGCCCUGCUUGCAAAAGGGCCCUUGAAAAGGCUGAGUACGAGAUGGUUAAGAUUAACCCUCUAUCGCCAUAUGAAGCCCUGCAACUUGCAUACCAACUUCUGUACAACGAUGGACUGAAAACAGUCUACCCAUUUUCCCGAAGAGGCUAA
Molecule: messenger RNA, 501 nt
Organism: Trichoderma breve
Lineage: Eukaryota; Fungi; Ascomycota; Sordariomycetes; Hypocreales; Hypocreaceae
Product: amidase domain-containing protein
Exons: 2
Coding region: 1-501 (166 amino acids)
Source: RefSeq, a predicted model, not a curated record